Molecule: messenger RNA, 1200 nt
Organism: Malurus melanocephalus (red-backed fairy wren)
Lineage: Eukaryota; Metazoa; Chordata; Aves; Passeriformes; Maluridae
Gene: ADI1
Product: acireductone dioxygenase 1
Exons: 4
Coding region: 91-633 (180 amino acids)
Molecular function (GO): acireductone dioxygenase [iron(II)-requiring] activity
Source: RefSeq, a predicted model, not a curated record
CCUGUCGGGGCGGGACGCGCUGCCGGGCCCGGAGCUCUGUCGGGGCGGGACGCGCUGCCGGGCCGGCCCCGUGGACGCUGUGGCGGCGGGAUGGUGGAGGCCUGGUACAUGGACGAGUCCCAGGAGGACCAGCGGGCGCCGCACCGCCUGCAGCCCAACCCCGCCGUCAGCCUGGAGCAGCUGCGCCGCCUCGGCGUGGUGUACCGCAGGUUGGAUGCUGAUAACUAUGAGACUGAUCCAUGCUUGAAAGAGAUUCGGAGARCAGAAAAUUAUUCUUGGAUGGACAUAGUGACCAUACAUAAAGACAAGCUUCCAAAUUAUGAGGAAAAGAUAAAAACAUUUUAUGAAGAACAUUUACACCUCGAUGAUGAAAUUCGCUACAUCUUAGAGGGAUCUGGCUAUUUUGAUGUUCGAGACAAGGAUGACAAAUGGAUUCGGAUUUCCAUGGAAAAAGGAGACAUGAUAACCCUCCCUGCUGGCAUUUAUCACCGAUUUACACUGGAUGAGAACAAUUAUGUGAAGGCAAUGAGGCUGUUUGUUGGMGAGCCCGUCUGGACAGCGUACAACAGGCCGGCUGAUGAUUUUCCUGCUCGGAAACAGUACAUGAAGUUUUUGGCUGAUGAAGCAGAGUAAUGGUGCCUCAGACCUGACAGGUGGAACAUCCUGGAGCCCCAUGAGAAUAAAUGYGCCUUGUGUCUUUUCACUGAUUAAACUUGGAUAUGCAUAGAAAAUUGGAAUCACAGAAUCAUAGAAAAAAAUAGAUUGAAAGGUGAUUUGGAGAUAAUUUAGUCCAACCUGUGAAUUACUGUGCCAGCUGUAAAGCUAGACCAAGUUGCUCAAGACCCUGAAGUUUGGAAACCUCUGGUGGUGGAGGUCCCACAGCCUGUCUGGGUGCCUGUUCCAGCACUUAGCUGCUCCCAUAGCCGAGCAUUUGUUCUUCAUGCCCAGCUCCCUGGUUGCAGUUUGCAGUUGUCUGUUGCCCUUUCACUGCAUGUCUGAGGAGUCUGGCUCUGUCUUCUUCACAAUCCCUGCUCUAGUAUGAAACUGUAGCUGGGUCUCCUCUGAGCCUUCCCCUCUCCAGGCUGCACAAACCAGUGCCCUUGGCUGGGCUCUUCUGUUAAAUAAGAUGUUCAGCACAUUUUGCUCAAGUUCUGGUGACUGAGGAAUGUCACUUGUAAUGACCUGACAGUUAAGCUUGAA